AUGAAUAUUGUGGAUGAUUUAUAUGAAAAGUUCAUGUUAUCCGGGAAUAAUUACAUGAAUAUGGUCAAACCCUGUUGGAAGCCAUCGGUGGAAGGCGAUGUACGGAAAACUGGAGAUCAAUCCGGAAGAACAGAUGGAUUGUUGUGGUACAAAGAUUUGGGGUCUCAUGUAAGUGGUGAAUUUUCGAUGGCUGUGAUUCAAGCAAACAACUUGUUAGAAGAUCAAAGCCAAGUCGAAUCAGGUCCAUUAAGUUCGAUGAACUCAGGCCCUUAUGGAACCUUCAUCGGAGUUUAUGAUGGACAUGGUGGACCUGAAACAUCAAGAUUCGUGAACGAAAACUUAUUCCCAAAUCUCAAGAAAUUUGCGUCUGAAGAUCAAGAAAUGUCUGCGAGUGUUAUCAAAAGGGCAUUUUUAGCAACAGAAGAGGAGUUUCUUUCUGUCGUAGGAGAACAAUGGCGGAUUUGUCCACAAAUAGCUUCAGUAGGAACGUGUUGUUUAGUGGGUGUGAUCAGCAAUGGGCUGGUGUACGUUGCUAAUGCUGGGGACUCACGAGUUGUGUUAGGGAAAGCUGAAAGAGGAGUUAGAGGUGUUUCUGCUAUACAAUUAUCAACUGAACAUAAUGCAAGUUUUGCUUCUGUAAGAGAUGAACUUCGAUCUUUGCAUCCUGAUGAUCCAAAGAUUGUUGUUCUCAAACAUAAUGUUUGGCGUGUUAAAGGUCUCAUACAGGUUUCAAGAUCCAUUGGGGACGCUUAUUUAAAAAAGGCGGAGUUCAAUAAAGAACCACUUUUAGCAAAAUUUAGGGUUGCACCAUUUUCAAAACAAAUCCUUAAUCCGGAUCCUUCAAUCUUCAUACACAAACUUAACCCUAGAGACCAAUUUCUCAUAUUUGCAUCCGAUGGUUUAUGGGAGCAUCUUAGCAAUGAAGAGGCCGUUGAUAUUGUUCAUAACUACCCACGUAGUGGGAUUGCAAGAAGACUUGUGAAGGCUGCACUUCAAAUAGCAGCAAAGAAAAGAGAAAUGAGAUAUUCGGACUUGAAGAAGAUCGAUAGAGGUGUUAGAAGACAUUUCCAUGAUGACAUCACUGUAGUUGUCAUGUUUUUAGACCCUCCGUUGACCAACAGAGGUUUGACUCGUGGGUUGCCUUUAUCUAUAAAAGGAGGUCAAGGUUUGCCACGUGUCAAUAAGUCGUAGCGUUGGAGUUUGAAGCAGCAGCUGCUUUUUGUUGAGUAAUGAGUAAUGUUUGUAAACUAAAGAGAAUGUAAUGUAUUAUUAUUCCAGAGUGUGCCACGUGGGUUUUUAAGAGGUUUAAAAUGAAUGAAUGAAUCAAAGUGUUAGAGGCAUCAUCGUCUUCAGAAAUCGAAGAUGGGAAAGUGGAAGAACAUCUCUUACGUCUUUAUAAAAAUCUUAUGAUAAUCUUUUAUUCUGGGU
This is a messenger RNA of Lactuca virosa, 1428 nucleotides long. The record is from the annotation of a GenBank genome assembly. NCBI's taxonomy places the organism in Eukaryota, Viridiplantae, Streptophyta, Magnoliopsida, Asterales, Asteraceae.